AUGGUCACAAUCCUGGCGCGGGCAGGGAGCCAGGGAGGGGGGCGGGUCUGGCCACGCCCUCCGCUCCAGCCACGCCCCUCGUUUAGCAAGCCAGGCCACGCCCCGCAGUGCCGCGGGCUUCUCCCAGCAGUGCCCUCUCCCCCGCAGUUGCGGCUGGACAAGGACCGGUUCUCAGUGCUGCUGGACGUGCAGCACUUCGCGCCCGAGGAGCUGAGCGUCAAGGUGGUCGGCGACUACGUGGAGGUGCACGCCAAGCAUGAGGAGCGCCCGGAUGAGCAUGGCUACGUCUCGCGGGAGUUCCACCGCCGCUACCUGCUGCCCACGGGCGUGGAUGGCGCGACCGUGACCUCGGCGCUGACCCCUGAUGGUAUCUUGACCAUCACGGCACCCAUGCAUCCCCCGGGCCCCACCCCUGAGGGGCGCAACGUGCCCAUUGCCCGACCUGAUGCCCCCAAGUGAGGGCCUGACUGCCCCCAAGGGGGGUAGGUAAUAAAGAGCCUUGGCCUGGAAA
Molecule: messenger RNA, 511 nt
Organism: Alligator sinensis (Chinese alligator)
Lineage: Eukaryota; Metazoa; Chordata; Crocodylia; Alligatoridae
Gene: HSPB6
Product: heat shock protein family B (small) member 6
Exons: 2
Coding region: 1-459 (152 amino acids)
Biological process (GO): response to heat; protein refolding
Molecular function (GO): protein folding chaperone
Source: RefSeq, a predicted model, not a curated record